This is a messenger RNA of Harmonia axyridis, 3476 nucleotides long. It is a transcript of the gene Sym, whose product is annotated as symplekin. Bases 157 to 3387 code for a protein of 1076 amino acids. The record is from RefSeq and is a predicted model, not a curated record. Lineage: Eukaryota; Metazoa; Arthropoda; Insecta; Coleoptera; Coccinellidae. Gene Ontology annotation, cellular component: mRNA cleavage and polyadenylation specificity factor complex. The transcript has 11 exons.
AAAUAACCUACAACAUAAUUGCCUCUGAAAGUGGAAAAAGGAAGAUUCAACUUUCUAUCGUAUACAUUUAUUCAUUAUUGAAUAUAAAAUGUUUAAUAGAUAAAAAAUUUAAUUUUUAGGACUAGGACGUGUUUUCCUUCUAAACAUAUUUUUAGAAUGAAUUCUGACGAGACAAAUAAUUUCGAAGACGAGCAAUCGUUGGUUGAAUGGUUCAAUGAAAUAGGACUUUCCGAAAACAAUGCCGAAAAAUUGGAAUAUUUUUUUAAAAUCCAGGAGAUGCUUCUACGCAAAUCUCCGAAUUUGUUAUCGAAAUAUCUGUCCAACGUGUUGAAUUUCACAACAAAUAAAAGUGGAGAUUUGAAGAAAGCGUUGGUAGGAUUCAUUGAGGAACUAUGUAAAUUGAAGGAGACUUAUUUACCUGUUGUUAUUGUAAACCUGUACAUGCUCUUGUGUGAUGAAUCUAUUGCAGUUCAGAAACGAGUUAUUCAAGCAGCUAUAACAAUAUACAGAAAAAUGCUAGCUUGGCUGUGUAAAGCCCCUCACAUAACAGAAGAAAUGAAUGAAGGUUGGACACAAUUGAAUCAGAUUAAACGAGAAAUUACAAACAUGAUAGAUAGUGACAAUGAUGGUAUCAGAACAAGUGCUGUAAAAUUUUUAGAAUGUGUUAUUUUAUUACAAACUUAUCCAGAUGAGAUUGAAAAUAGAAAGCAGAAUGACUUUUCCUUGGAUGAUGUUCCUCUUACCCUAAAAAUAGCAAGAAGACGAAAAUUGGAGGAGGAAGCUAGCUCUUUAUUUGAGGUUUUACUGAAGUUCCAUAAUUCAACCCACAUUAGCAGUGCGAACCUAUUAACAUGUCUUGGUGUAUUGACAAAUUUGGCUAAAACAAGAGCCGAGUUAAUGUCAAAAGUUGUAUCAGCCAUUAUUAGUUUGUACAAAAAUCUACCGCCUACACUGAGUACCACUCAAGUAAACUCUGUGCGAAAAAAACUGAAAACAGAAUUAACUGGGUUAAUGAAACAUCCCGGUGCAUCGGACUACAUUGAACAGAUUACCCCAAUUUUGAUAGAAUUAGGCUGUUCUCAGAGCGAAAUAAACAGAAUGCUCCCCAAGACGGAAGAACGAAAGAGAUAUGCCAAAAGGACACUAUCUUUUGAGUCCCUCCAGCUGCACCAACCCAAACGGAAAAAAGUUGAGGAUCAUAUCAAUGUCGAGUUUGAAGAUUUCCAAGAAAAAAGACUGACACCGCAAGAAAUCAAUGAAAAAUUUGUGUUGGAGAAAUUGAAUCUGCUGAAAGUGGUUGAGAUCGUAGAGGUUACUCUUGUAGAGUUGCCGGACAAUAUGCCGUCUUCUUUUGCCAAGGAUUAUGAUAAGUUGCUCAAAGCUGGAUCGGUUGGCAAUGAAGAAAUUACCGUGAUGAUGCUGGCUACCUUGCUUACCGAAAAUGGUUUGGGUCCUGGGGGACCUGUUGUGGAAUCAAAUGACAGCAAGAAGAGAGAAAGAGAAAAUGACGAUGACAAGGGUGAUGAAGAUAAGGCAAAAAAAGAUAAGAUCAAAAUUCCUCGUAUAAAAACCUUGAAGUUGGGCGAAGUAAUAAAACCUUUAGAGAGAGAAACAAAAGAAAACAUGCUUGUUGGAUCAGUUAAGCGAUUGUUAUCUUGCGAAAAUAUAGUCAGUCGUAAUUUACAUCAAAAGAUAAUUGCCACGUUGGCUGCAUCUUUUUGUCCACUGGUUAAGGAAACGAUUAUCACAUUUCUAAUCAAUGAUUUGAGGGCCCAUGUCGAUAUCGCCUUAGCCUGGUUGUUUGAGGAAUACAGUAUAAUGCAGGGAUUUUCCAGGAAACCUCCCUUAAGGAAAGAUGCUAAAAUUGAUCAAUCAUAUAAUAUUCUGCUGUGCACCCUAGUGAGCACAGCCUCAAACGACUCGUUCAUCCUGAGUAAACUUCUUUUGGAGGCACCCCUAGUGACGGAAGAGGCUCUGGACCAGGUGAAAGUUCUGUGCAGAGACGAAAAGAGGUGCGAAUGGGUGUUGGCACUCCUGAAAGACCUGACCUUGAGCAAACCACCGAAACAACUGACGUUCCUCAACGUGCUCCUUCUGUUCAGUACGUAUGAACAGAAUUUUGUUCGAGAUUGCGCUUUGAAACAUAUCUUGGAGUUGCACAAGAGGGAAGAUUUGAAGGUGAUCAUUGAAGAAUUCGCCAGGAUGAACUUGGAAUUCUUGAAACUGAAGAGACCGCCAGAGGGCCUUUGCGGUUUCAAUCAGGGAAGAUUGAAGAGCGAAUCUUGGGGCGAUGAUUUCAUCAAAGCCUGUUUGUUACCCUUUAUUUCUCUGCUUCCCGCAGACCAAGUUCUGAUCCACGACCUGGCAGAUAUCUACGUACAAACUAGUGCCGAUAUCAAGAGGAUUAUUUUGAGACUGCUGGAUACGCCUAUCAAGGAGAUGGGUAUGCAUUCUCCGGAACUAUUCAAAGUAAUGAAGGAAUGCUCCAAAGGUUCGGAAACUCUAGUUACUAGGAUAAUUCACAUCCUCACCGAGAAAGAACCUCCGACUGCCGAACUGGUGCAGAUCGUCAGAGAUUUAUAUAGCUCUAAAGUGUCAGACGUUCGGUUCCUUAUUCCUGUUCUCAACGGUUUGUCCAAGAAAGAGAUUUUGACGGCUUUGCCAAAACUAAUAAAGCUCAACCCGGUUGUUGUCAAAGAGGUGUUCAACAGACUUCUUGGUUCGCAUGGUGACAGCCCAGUGUCGCCAACCGAAUUAUUGGUUUCUCUACACACCAUUGAUACUUCCAAAGCUGAUCUCAAAACUGUUAUUAAGGCCACUUCUUUGUGUCUUCAAGACAAACAGAUUUUUACGCAAGAAGUUAUGGCUGUAGUGUUGCAACAACUUAUGGAGCAAACUCCUUUGCCAACUCUGCUGAUGAGGACUGUUAUUCAAGCUCUUGGAAGUUAUCCUAGAUUGUCAGGGUUCGUCAUGAACAUUCUUCAGCGACUAAUCAUCAAACAAGUAUGGAAACAAAAAGUUGUUUGGGAAGGUUUCAUAAAAUGCUGUCAGAGGACAAAACCUCAAAGCUUUGCUGUAUUGAUGCAGUUGCCUCCGCCUCAAUUAACGGAAGCUCUAAAUAUGUGUCCAGAGCUGAGGGUGCCUCUGAAGGAUCAUAUAUUGUCCUUAACCGAGGGACAGCUUGCACACAUUCCUUCAGCUGUAAAGGAGAUUUUACUGAAUACUUAUAGGCCGCUAACUGGACAAGAGACUGCUCCUGCAGUUGGGUUGCCACCUUCCAACCAAAGCAUGCUUCCGCCAAUGGAUACUAUUCCAAAUACGAUGGUACCACCGCCAGUAGUUGCUCCUGCCAUGGCAACAGAACCUUUACCUCCCGGGAUGGAAUGAUACAAAUAUUGUAUAGUGAAUCAGAUUUUAUAUGUUAAAAAUUCUCAGAUAAGUAUAUUUGAAUAAAAAAAAAUUUUAUAAAAUAAGAA